Musa acuminata subsp. malaccensis (wild Malaysian banana) is the source of this 1219-nucleotide messenger RNA. The record is from RefSeq and is a predicted model, not a curated record. Lineage: Eukaryota; Viridiplantae; Streptophyta; Magnoliopsida; Zingiberales; Musaceae.
GUCCCUCGCCCUUAACCCCCUCCAUUCUAUACAGCUGCUAUUACCAUCCUCCUCCUAUAUGCGUUUCAGAACAGUGCUUUCUGCAUCUCUUCUUCUUCUUCAGCUGCUACUGUCAUGCCCUUCCUAUAUACCUAUCAAAAUUGCUGUGAAGGAGAAGUAAGUCACUAGAUAUGGAACUCACGCAUGGAAAAAGAGAGAGCUUUUACGACACUGAUCAGGAAGAUGAGCAGGUCGAGUUCUGUAGACACCCCCCCUUCGUCCCUUGCUCCCCUUCGCCGUCAUCGUUGUCCACCGGCGUCAGGUCGAUCGACGGCAUGGGCAAUGAUUCUUUCAUACUGAAGGAGCACAUGUUCGACAAGGUCGUGACGCCGAGCGACGUCGGCAAGCUGAACCGGCUGGUGGUCCCGAAGCAGCACGCCGAGAGGCACCUUCCGAUGGAUGCCUUGGCCAACGAGAAGGGCCUGCUGCUAUGUUUCGAGGACCGGACGGGGAAGCCGUGGCGCUUCCGCUACUCCUACUGGAACAGCAGCCAGAGCUACGUGAUGACCAAGGGGUGGAGCCGAUUCGUCAAAGAGAAGGGCCUCGAUGCCGGGGACACCGUCUCCUUCAGCCGCGGCGUCGGCGAGGCGGGACGCCACCGCCUUUACAUCGACUGGAAGCGACGACCUCAGAGCCGCGCCCUGCCACGGGUUCCACUCCCUGCACUGUCCUUUGCGCGGCCCGUCUGGCAGUGCAGCUGCAACAGCUGGCAGGCACGAACCCCCGUUGCGGCGAGCUUGGGCUCGGUCAGCCGGCACCCUCUGUACCUCAGACCGCUGGCCGCGAGACCGCCGCAGAAGGAGGUGCAACAGGCAGGCAGCAGCGGCGUGCCGUCGGCGCCCCUCGUUCGCGGCCAGGCCGCCGUCAAGCGAGUUAGGUUGUUCGGCGUGAACCUGGAUUGUCCUGACACCGAAGGCGACGCCAAUUGCCGCAUCCGGAGUACUCCACCCGUGGGCGCGCCUCGGUUUCAGCCGAGGACUGCACCACCGCUGCUCGAGCCGUCACGUGCUGUCGGCGAGACACUGGCAUGCUCCUCCUCGUUGUGAGCACGGAGCUGCAUUCACCAUUAGAUCUUUACGUACAAGGAAGAGCAGAAAGAUGUAUCCAAACCAUUUCUGUGUACUCGUUGAUGCUCUUUCUCUUACAACCAUCACCAUCUGCAUGAAUAGAGAUCUCCAUC